UGGAAACAUGUUGCCUGCACACUUACUUCUGCGAUUGAAGUUUCUAAUCCUGAAAGCGAGAUGGAGAAGACGUGCCCAGGAAAGAAGAAGGAGCCGGUAUUGGGUCCACCUGAUAACUUCCAAACAGAUGACUAGAGACGUUUUAUCCGUCGUGUAUUUGGAGCUUCGUGCUCAUCCAGAAAAUAUUUUCAACUAUAUGCGCAUGACUGUCGAGAGUUAUGACCAGCUACUGCAGCACAUUUCAACACGCAUCGAAAGACAGGAUACCCGAUUCAGAUGGGCAAUUUCUCCUGCAGAGCGGCUAAUGUUGACAAUAAGGUUUCUUGCUACGAGAGAAUGUCUGUCAUCGCUGCAUUACCAGUAUCGGAUGGGAAUUUCGACGAUCUCUAUUAUAGUCUGUGAUACUUGUCAUGCCUUGUCGGUGGUAUUGCGUGAGGAUUACAUCCCACAUCAAACUACAGAGCAGAUUGCAGACAAGUUCCUAGAAACCUGCCAAUUCCCUAAUUGUGUCGGAGCUGUGGAUGGGAAACACAUACGGAUUGUAAAACCUUCCGGAAGUGGCUCUGAAUUGUUCAACUACAAAAAAUAUUUCUCAAUUAUCUUGAUGGCCAUUGCGGAUGCUGAUUUUCGGUUUGUCGCCGUUGACAUUGGAGCUUUUGGGCGGACAAAUUACUUGAUGGCUUUCAAAAACUCAGCAAUGGUACGCCUCCCGUAUUCAAAGGACUUUGGAUUGCCACCUCCAAGACCUUUGCCAGGUAUUGAUGGACCUCCAAUGCCAUUUGUGGUAGUAGGGGACGAGGCGUUCCAAAUGUGUGAGAACCUCAUCAAGCCGUACUCUGGCCGUGACUCGAACCCUGGAAAAGCGAGUGUUUAA
Molecule: messenger RNA, 874 nt
Organism: Bufo bufo (common toad)
Lineage: Eukaryota; Metazoa; Chordata; Amphibia; Anura; Bufonidae
Product: protein ALP1-like
Exons: 2
Coding region: 8-874 (288 amino acids)
Source: RefSeq, a predicted model, not a curated record